Molecule: messenger RNA, 1791 nt
Organism: Melospiza georgiana
Lineage: Eukaryota; Metazoa; Chordata; Aves; Passeriformes; Passerellidae
Gene: CX3CR1
Product: C-X3-C motif chemokine receptor 1
Exons: 3
Coding region: 227-1288 (353 amino acids)
Biological process (GO): G protein-coupled receptor signaling pathway; chemotaxis; immune response
Cellular component (GO): membrane
Molecular function (GO): chemokine receptor activity
Source: RefSeq, a predicted model, not a curated record
UCAGCUCAGCCCCGAAGCUCUGCCCAGGAAGCCAACACGUUCAUAUAGGCACGAGCAUUAGAGAAGAGGAAACAUACAUUUAAAUCCAAACAGGCUCAUCUGGAAGAAAACAUUGGUUUUCAAUGCAGCUAUGAAUUAAGAAAAUACAAAAGAAAUUUGAAUGCUUCUUCAGAAGAGAAAGCCUGGGAAAAAGAAUUACUGAGGAAGAGCAGCCAGCAAAUUCAGCAUGACAGAAGCCUACUCACAAGUCACAACUGAAUACAUUUACGAUGAAGAUGCUUUCUUCUGCAAUAAAACCGACAUCCAAGAGUUUGGGAAAAUAUUUCUGCCACUAUUUUACAUCAUCGUGUUUGCUCUUGGCCUCACGGGGAAUCUAAUGGUGGUUUUUGCCAUUGUGAAAGGCAAUAAAAAAAGCAUCACUGACAUCUAUCUCCUGAACUUGGCCAUCUCUGACCUUCUCUUUGUGAUCUCCCUCCCGUUCUGGGCGUCCAACACAGUCCGUGGAUGGACUCUUGGGACCGUUGCAUGUACUGCUGUUUCCUCACUGUAUUACAUUGGUUUCUUUGGGGGAAUGUUCUUUAUCACUGCUAUCAGCAUUGACAGGUACUUGGCCAUUGUCAGGGCAACUUACUCUCUGAGAUCCAGGACAGUAAGACAUGGCCUUCUGGUAAGCUGUGGAGUGUGGGCAAUAGCAGUGCUAGUGUCGGUGCCACAGUUUGUGUUCUCCCAGCUCAUAGAAAAUUACUGCAUUGCUGUCUACCCAGAGAAGCUGGAGAACAUCUGGCCAGUGUUCUGCAAUAUGGAGCUGAACACCAUUGGCUUUCUCAUCCCAGUCUGUAUCAUAUUCUAUUGCUACUGUGGGAUCAUCAAAACUCUUUUGUCCUGCAAAAAUCAGAAAAAAGCCCGAGCCAUAAAACUGAUAUUGAUUGUGGUGGUGGUUUUUUUUCUGUUUUGGUCCCCUUACAAUGUACUGAUUUUUCUAGAUACUUUAAAUCACUAUGAGUUAUUCACAGAUUGCAACCAAAUUAAGUCAUUGGACUAUGCAAUGCACCUGGCUGAAACCAUUGCAUUCAGUCACUGUUGUCUCAAUCCUUUUAUCUAUGCAUUUGCUGGGGAAAAAUUCAGGAAAUACCUUUAUCAUGUCUGCUUGAAGUACUGUCCAUUCGUGUGUUUCUGUGGGCCCUGCAGUCAGUACCAGGUCUCUCAUUCACUUAGUUAUGCAGAAAGUGUGGUGAACAGCAACAUUACCCAGAACACCAGUGACCAGGACGGCUCUGUCUUUGUCUAAAAGGGUCUCAGAAGGAGAAAUGUAUCAAUACCUGUCUUCUGCAGGGAUAGCAGCCACUGAGGGGUUCCAUUUACCCAUCUGAAGAGCCUUAAAGGCUUCCCUGAAUUACUGACAUGCCUCUAGUUAACCAUUAAAUAUACUAAAACAGCAAAGAUUUUAAAAACAAAAGCAAUACAAUAUGUCAGUGUUGGACAUGGAAUGGAAUCAAAAGCAAGGAAGAGGGAAAGUAGAAACAAAAGGAGCUCUCUGUGCUUAGAAAAGGAAGAGAGUAGGGAACUUUUUGAACAGUUCCACCACUGGAACUUGUGCAUGUGUCAGUGUAUCUGCAUGUGAUACUGAUGUACAUAGACCUAAACUCAUUUUUUAUAAGGGAAGAGAAGUCUUUUUAAUGAAAGGUGACUAAGUUUUUGGAGAGGGGAAUAUUUUUGAUAGUAAAGGGGUGUAUUUUUGAUGCUAAGUAUCCAUAAGGAAGUGAUUUCUUGGUUAUUGAUUGCAACAAAUGU